CUAAUCCAAAACUUUGACAAACAACCCCUCAAGGACUCAAAUUCUUUUUUGUGUGUUGAAUAUUUGAAUUUGGUCUGACGAUGGAUUUUAAGGUACCGCUUAAUUUCCAGGAAACUUCCUAAAACCAAGAAUUUGCAACGCGUUUUUUGAAAAUUUGUCCGUUUCCAUAUCAUCACCCACCGAUCGACUGCCCCCGCGAUCUGAAUCAACUUCAUCAACGAUGGCUUCAUCGAUCUACUGCUGCAAAGAGUGCGGCGUUAAUCUUAACCUCAACGCAGCGCACUUAUACCCGGUUAGCUUCUACUUCGAGGCGGGCAAUAAGGGCACUCUCUCCUUCUCUUCCGUGGACGCCACCAAGUUCAGGUUCGAGAAGGAGGACAAGAUCAGGCCAUUUUUUGAGACCCUUAAUUACUGGGGAAUCCAGAGGAAGAGGACCAAGAUCAAGUGCAACGGAUGCGGCAGACUCCUGGGCUAUGUUUACGACGAUGGUCCUCCUCUUACUGACAGUCCCGGUCAGUUCCAUUUUGGACCGAGCCAGGUCAUCCCUCGGGCCCCUCGCUACCGCUUCAAGACCAAGGCUCUUCGGAUCUCCUCCUAUACUUGAACAUUUUGUGUUCAUCAUGGGUUCUUCAUCUUAUUGUAUCUUGUGUAUUAUACUGUCGUCUUGGUGUUUUAUAGUUAUAUUUGUGGGAAUAAUUUGGAUUUGCUAGAGCAUAUUUACGUGAAGAAUUAUAGUCGAAUUGCAUUUUUUUUCUCAAAA
Messenger RNA from Carica papaya (papaya), 760 nucleotides. RefSeq names its product methionine-S-oxide reductase. The record is from RefSeq and is a predicted model, not a curated record. NCBI's taxonomy places the organism in Eukaryota, Viridiplantae, Streptophyta, Magnoliopsida, Brassicales, Caricaceae.